Molecule: messenger RNA, 1365 nt
Organism: Suncus etruscus (white-toothed pygmy shrew)
Lineage: Eukaryota; Metazoa; Chordata; Mammalia; Eulipotyphla; Soricidae
Gene: FADS6
Product: fatty acid desaturase 6
Exons: 6
Coding region: 5-1033 (342 amino acids)
Biological process (GO): lipid metabolic process
Cellular component (GO): membrane
Molecular function (GO): oxidoreductase activity, acting on paired donors, with oxidation of a pair of donors resulting in the reduction of molecular oxygen to two molecules of water
Source: RefSeq, a predicted model, not a curated record
GGAGAUGCCCUCGGAGGCGGCGGGGCCCGCGGAGGGCGGCGGGUCCGAGGCGCUGCUGCGGGAGCUGGAGACGCGGGUGCGCGCCGUGGUGGGCGCCAGCUCGUGGUGGGAGCGACACGGCCUGGACGGCGCGAUCCUGGCGCUCAGCCUGCUCGUCCUGCCGGCCGGGUUCCUGUGUUUGAGGGCUGACAACGUACUAGUGUUCGCCGUGGGCCUCGUCGUCCUGGGGGUGUCCCACUACACACUGACCGUCAAGGGCAGCCACCUGGCCACACACGGCGCCCUCACCAAGUCCAAACGCUGGAGCAAGAUCUGGACGGUGUUCUUCGUGGAGGUCUGCACGGCCUUCACCGCUGAACAUGCCCGACACGGACAUGUGAAGAUGCAUCAUGGUUACACCAACGUGCUGGGCUUGGGGGACUCGAGCACAUGGCGGCUGCCACUCCUCAAUCGCUACGUCUACAUGUUUCUCGCUCCCCUCCUCAUCCCAGUUCUCACCCCACUUGUGGCCUUGGAGCGGCUACGGACCUUGGAGCCCCGAGAGGCACUUCGCUCUCUGACCCUCAUCGGCCUGGGCCUCUAUUCCCACUACUGGCUGCUCCGCCAUGUGUCGGCCUUUCAGAGUGUGGGCUCUGCGCUGCUCUGCAUGCUGGUGACCCGCUCCCUGCUGGCGCACCCCUACCUGCAUGUUAACAUCUUCCAGCACAUUGGGCUCCCGAUGUUCUCCCUGAAGACAAAGCCCCGAAGAAUCCACAUGAUGAGUUUGGGGGUCCUCAACCUGCCAAGGCUCCCCGUGCUGGACUGGGCUUUCGGCCACUCUAUCAUCAGCUGCCAUGUGGAGCAUCACCUGUUCCCCACACUCUCUGACAAUAUGUGCCUAAAAGUGAAGCCCGUGGUGUCCCAGUUCCUGAAGGAGAAGCAGCUGCCGUACAAUGAGGACUCAUAUGGGGCGAGAUUCCGCCUCUUCUUGAGCCGCUACGAGGAGCUCAUGGUGCAGGCGCCCCCCAUCACGGAGCUGGUGGGGCUGCAGUGAGAGUGAGAAGCUCCCUCACCCCACCCCACUCCCAAAGUGUCCUCCCUGUGCAGCUGGGCCUGGCGGAGGGGAUGCCAGCUUUGUGGGGCCCUCAGGUGAGAAGGCCCCACGGUUAGGGUCUCUUGGCCCUGACCAAUUUCAUCUCAGGACUAAAAACACUCAGUUCCUCCCGCUUGCUGUCCAGGCUGAGCCUGGGGGGCAGUGAUGGAAAACAGGAGUCCCCCCUACAACCAAAGGAACCCCAAGAGGCUGAGAUCAGUCAGCACACGGAGGAGGGUGAGCGCUCCAGGAGAACUAAGAGGGUGCUGGAGUAUAAACAGCUUUGAACACCA